Molecule: messenger RNA, 750 nt
Organism: Porites lobata
Lineage: Eukaryota; Metazoa; Cnidaria; Anthozoa; Scleractinia; Poritidae
Source: the annotation of a GenBank genome assembly
ACAGCGAGAAAGUCCAGGUAUUUUGUUUGGACGGAAGACCAUGAUGUCUUGAUGCCUCGCGAAGCUGUAACAAGCGAACCUUACAAUUUUAAACCGAAAAGCAGCGAGAGAGGAAAAGUAUGGGAAAGCAUCGCAACCCAUUUGAAUUCUCUGAAGACUCCAGAAUUCAGGGUUACUGCAAGGGCAGUGAGAGAUCGAUAUGCACUCCUGAUCUCCCGGCACAAACUAAAGCAAAGAGAAGAAGGGAAAGCAUCUGGGAUCGAUGUCCCCGAGCUCACAGAGCUCGAUGCCUUGCUGGAGGAAAUUCGAGAGCGAGAGAAAAGCGCAGAAGAAAAGAGUGACGUCCUGAGAAACGAGAGGAAGGCAAAAGAUGAGAAAGAAAAAGCUAAAGCAGAGGAAAUCAGACAGGCGGCUCUUCAGACGAUGGCAAUUAGAAAGAGCGAUGAUAGUGGCGAGAAACCAAAAAAAGUUAAAUUGAGGAGGAGCACCUCUGAUGCAAUCGGAUUUUUGGCCGAGAAGUCAGAGAAAGAGAGAGAAUUGAAAAAGGAAGAGUUAGCCAUCAGAAAAAGAGAGCUCGAUCUAGCAGAAACUAGACAAGAGGGGGCUGCGCAGCAGCAACAGACCAUGUUCUCAGCGCUGAUCAACACGAUGCAGCAACAGCAGCAGCUUCAACAGCAAAACCUUCAAAUUAUGCUUGACCAGCAAAACAAGGUAUUUAUGGCAUUGAUGGAAAAUAUAAAAAAGCAUUAA